Messenger RNA from Caenorhabditis auriculariae, 5179 nucleotides. The record is from the annotation of a GenBank genome assembly. Lineage: Eukaryota; Metazoa; Nematoda; Chromadorea; Rhabditida; Rhabditidae.
AUGUGCCAGGGUCUGAGCAUUGAGCUCACGUGUGGCUCCGUGCCCUGUGCUUGUGCUCACAAGAAUGUUACACCUCGACCUCUGCCCCCACUGAACUUCGUCAUAGACGUUUGUUUUCCGACCACAUCUUGCCCUUUUUCGUUCAUUUCUCGGUUUUGUGAAAACUUCCGAAAACUAAAAAAUAAAUUUUUUUAUUUUUCAUGCAAAAAAUUUGCUUCAUUCUAAGGUAAUGAUAAGGUAAUUAUCACUAUUAUGGUAAAUCUAGCUGUUGAAAUUGUCCGAGGGUCAAUUAUGAUUCGAGAACGAAAAAUUAACGCUAUUUUAUGACGGGAAGAUAGCUUUUCCUCAUUUGAAAACGAUGAUUUCCGGUUUGUGCUCCCGGCGCAGGUGGACGCCAAUCUGACCUUUGCAGAGCCAAUGACGGAAGCCGGUCCAAGGCGCCAAAUUUAUCAAAUGAUGUGACAACCGCCCACUAAAAUUAGUUUUUGACUGCGCACUCCGUUUGGAACGAGAUUUUUUGGUCCGACCUAUCGCGGGCGGAGAAAUACACUGGUGGUGUGGUCAAAGGCCUACAAAGGAUAGGAUAGACGCUUCUUCCACUCUGCGGUCCUCUCCAAAUUCCCGCAAUUUCGCCGCCAAAAUCUUUGAUUGUAGUACUUCUGCUCUAGAAACGAUUGAAAAAAUUGGUAUCUUUGUUUUCCCAGCGUGAUUAACUGUCAAUAUGGUAAUUAUUUGAUAAUCCAUUUACCGGUAUCUCUGCGAUGGAUACAAUUCCAAUUUUUUUCUUCACUUAUUUUACUAGAUUCUGAAAAAGAAUCUUUCUAAAAGUUGUUUCAAUGUGGGGAGGGGUCAAUGAACUUUACGUGAGAUUUGUCGGUCCUUAAUAAGGUCGAGCGAUGAACUAAUGUUCAAGGUCAACUGCCUUCGGUUUGCAGAACUAUUGUCUUUGAACUCUUGCUGUCAUUUCCUUUUUUCACCAGGCGUCUGAUUCACCUCAAAGAAUGAUACGUUGGGCAUCGUUGAAAUUGUUUUGUUCUCAGAGCGUCAUUGUUUUUAUUUUUUGAUUGAUUCUUUUUUCUUUUUACAACAAUUGGAAUCCAGUUUUUCUUCGUGUUUCUGCGCUGUUUUUCAAAAUAUAUAGUUGCUUAACAAAAGCUUCGGUGAAAGAGAAAUUAUUCAUUUUUGCCUUCAAAAAGACUAAACUUGGAUUUUCUGUGAGAUUUUUGGUUUUUUCUUAUUCGAACGCUUUUAAUUGGAAGGAGUACUUUUCCAGAAUGGUUUAUCAUAAAAAAAAGACUGGUAUAGCAAUUUUGAACAAGGCUGAAACCAACUAGAUCUCUUGAACUUUUUGUCGUGAUCUUUUGUUCGCCCUGGAAGCUGCUGUGAACCAACUAAUUUUCAUUCAGUCUUUCCGAUUUGAAAAAAAAAAUCAUAACAUUCCCUCAACGGAUCAUCGACCGUUUGUAACUGGAGCCAAUUUUUUUUCUCCUCUACGGAGUUAAUAUGUCAGUUUUGUUGAAAACUCUUGGAACACCUCAUUCGAUUCGACGUUUCAGAACGUUAUACACACAGCUGUGUUGGUGUAUUGUAUUGCAAGGACUGUUUGCCUUGCUGCGUCCACUUGCAAGUAGCUGUCGGCCACUGCAUGAAAAAACCCACUCAAAUUCAAAAAGUUGUUUUUUCUGCAUGCUAAUGAUUUCCUGGAGAUUCAUAUUCUCUUUCGAAGCUUUUUUAUUUGUUCGCGUAUUUCAUGGUGAUUUAAACGUUCUCGCGCUGUUAAAUGCUUCUCAGAGCUCGAGUAAAGUUUCAGAUGGUGCUGCUGUUCAUGUUAGUUCUGCCAGUGGCAGCUGACAUCGCAACUUAUGGGUAUUCUCCGAAAGGCUUGAAUCCGACAUUGUAUUCCGCUGAAGACAGGUUCCCGCUUCCCUUCUUUGUUAUAUGCACUGAAAUGAACUUUGUUCUGAAAAAUUAGAAAACCAGGCACUCAGUGAAACUCGUGAGGUUUCGAGUUCGAACAGCUCCAUUUUUUAGAUGUCGCUUUUGCGCACUUUUUGAGCCGUUUUUAUAUCUUGAAUUCAAGGAGGGUCUAUUAUAUCAUAAAACAUAUGAGCUAAAAUCGAGUUGACCUAUUUUCUCGUAGUUGACCCCUCAUAAAUUUCCGUGGUACAAGGAAGUCCUACUAACUUUUUUUCAGUAUCAUUCAACUUGACGAGGUGACCUUCAAUGACACCGUUUACUGCAACGGGGAUGACUGUGUCGGUCACUUAGUGGAGGUUCAAAAGAGAUUUUCAGAUUGGAAUAUUCUCAUAUUUUCAGUUCUACUCGGAUUGGUGCGGACAUUGUCGGUCUUUCGCCCCUCUGUAUAAAAGUUUCGCCAAGGAUGUGGAUGGAUGGCAAGGAGUGGUCAAGGUCGAAUUGAUUUUCUGCGGUUUUUUUUGAUUUCAAGUUUAGAUCGGAGCAAUUAACUGCGCGGAUUCUGUGAACGAGCACGUUUGUAGGAGUAAUGGGAUUCAAUACUUCCCUCUUAUCAAGGUAAAAUUUUAUAAUCUGGGAAAAAGUGUCAUUUUGACUUUUUCGAUUUCACUGCAAAAAUUGUAAAAAUUGCAUCUGCUUAACAUUUUAUGGAAAAAAAUGUCUCAUGAAAAAUUCUUAAAAGUUUUCAGUAUUUUCCACGAAACUCAACGGAGUCUAUGGAAAGCUCGCAACUGAAACCAUACCCAUCUUUGUCUGAGAUGCGAGAUCAACUAACUAAGGUUAAUUCUGGCGCAUCUUCAGCAAGAUCUUAUCAACAUUUAGGUGAUCAUGGAUGACUACGCUAUCAACCGAUUCAAUGAUUGGCCUACGUUUGACUUCCUUGGAGAGUACGUUGAAGAGAAAAAAACCGAGAGUUAUUAAAUCAUUCAGCGUCGUUACCUACGGAGAACUGUGGGACGGAUCUCCAUCUUCCGCUCAACACAUGGCAAUCAUUUUUGAGUACAAUCAAGCAAGUCUUACUGGAGCUCAGGUUGAACACUUCUUACUUUCUGAUUUGAUGAUCUUUUUUGCAGCUUCUCCUAGAUUUACACGCUCAUCGAGAUAGGCUUCUGGCUAGACGAUGCUUGAAGAGUCAUCCGCUUGUCGAGGCGUUGAAAAUAACUGAUUUCCCAUCUCUAGCCAUUUUCAAGAGAGGAGAAAGGAAGCCAGUGAUGGUGGCCGAGUAGGUUUUCUUUUCGAAGUUGAAAAAAAAAUCGAACGAAUAGUUUCAUAACCGUCUUUAUUUACAGACUCCGCCGUUUGCUCCUCCGUGAGAUUGAAGGUUUCCUGGAGAAACCGUCGGACAACGAGCUUCAGAAGAUCCAAUUCAGCAGUCGUAAGAACAAAACUAUGGACUGCAAAGCGGACCCGGAAAAGUAAGAAUUUCACCAUAAUUUUUCUUUAAUAUUUCUAAACUUGAGAUGCCGAAAACUCUACUUUGUGUCGGAGGUUGACAUGCUCAAGGCAAUGAGAUAUGCUCUUUUCCGAGAAUCGGCCAGGACAGGUAACUUCAUUGCGUUUAUUCUCGAAAUACAGUUUUUUUAAGGAGCUCCUUUGCAAGCAGCCAACUUAUCUGCUCUGCAUUCGUUCAUUUCCUUGUUAGCUGAUAAUUUUCCAACUACCACUCUCGAAGGUGCUGAAAAUAAGGUUUGUGAUGAUUCUGGAAAUUUCGUCAUUUUUCGUUUAAAUAAAUUGAGUCCCUCAUUGAAACGACUGCACCUUGGAAAAAAUUGAAACUUCAAAAUUCUCCUUUUUAAGUUUUUUUGCGCUGUUGCUGGUGAUGCUACUGUUAUAUCAACUUUGCGUUGAAGAAAAUCGUUCAUAACUGGAUGGGCUAAAAAAGUAUAAGUUUCUUAGAUAAGCGUGCACCUUCUAUGCUCCGUUACUUUUAAAAAAAUCACUCUCUUUAAAAAUUCAAAUCCAUUCUUUCAGACCUACUUGGACCGGUCGAGCCGUGCCGUUCGAGUUUUCUCCAGAUUGAGAGACUAUCUGGCCGAUAAAGGCUUGGACGCGGUCAUUCAAAUCGAAGAGUGGCAGAAAGAGUUUCUUGCGGCAGAGGUCUGCGAAGUUUUCCUUUUGUUUCAAGUCUAAAAAUUUGCAGGAGGCAGCCGGAAAUCCUUUCCCACUCAACGCCGAAUGGCAGCACUGCGCAGGAUCAUCCACACAGUUCCGUGGCUACACCUGUGGUUUAUGGACCACCUUCCACGCUCUCACCGUUUCUGCCUACAACAAUUGGGUCACUAACAGCAGUGGUGAGUUUUUGAAAAUCUGGGUAGGAAAUCGCACUAUCCGCCGCGGUUUGAAAAACUAUGUUACAACUGUACUGAUCUCUCAUCAGUUCUGAUAUUUUACAUGCGGAUUUUAAGGGAAAUUGCUUCAUGUAUUUUUUUCACUGUAAAAUGACUAUGCAAAAAAAUUAAAAUCAAUACUUCAUACAGGUUUUUUUGCAAGUAAUGAAUUCCAAAAGAUUUUCCAGCUUCCGCUUCAGAGUUAAAAAUCGAUAUAUUUUAAAAUUCCCUGUUUAGUUCAGUCCAACUUCAUUACUGACGCUUCAGAUCAUGCUUUGGAUGUCUUAUUACUUCAGAAACUUGAAAUUUUAGUGUAGUACAGCUUGAAAGUCUAAUGAGAAGCCUGAAAAAAUUAUAAAAGAGCCUAUAAAUUCGGAGUUUUGAAUGAAUCUUUGAAUUUUGACUGCAGUAUUAUUUAGUUUUGACUGAAAUCCAUAUUUUUUCAGAAACCGCCCAUCCACUGCCACCUCUUCAAGCCAUCCGAGACUGGGUUGGAUCAUUCUUCGGUUGUAACCACUGCCGCGAGCAUUUCCUUCGAAUGACGACCAAUACUUUCAAAAUGGAGGCGCAGGUGAAUUCCAUGAAUUUUUGAGCAUUGCAAAAAGUUCUCUUUUCUUUUCUUGAGCUUCACCGGGAAUUUACAGGUUCGAAAACCGGAAGACGUGUUCAUGUACUUGUGGCGGGCUCACAACAUCGUCAACGCCCGAUUGCGAGGAAGAGAAACCGAAGAUCCGAAAUUCCCCAAAUACCAAUUCCCAGCCAACUUCUUGUGCUCAAACUGCACUUCCAACGGACAACUGGCAGAAGAUUCAGUUCAACCUUUCCUCAUUGAAUAUUACUCAAGAAUUCGCCCCUAUCAAACACCAAAUUCACAUUAG